Diprion similis is the source of this 1618-nucleotide messenger RNA. Its product is annotated as putative inorganic phosphate cotransporter. Bases 58 to 1548 code for a protein of 496 amino acids. NCBI's taxonomy places the organism in Eukaryota, Metazoa, Arthropoda, Insecta, Hymenoptera, Diprionidae. The record is from RefSeq and is a predicted model, not a curated record. The transcript has 3 exons. Gene Ontology annotation, biological process: monoatomic anion transport; transmembrane transport. Gene Ontology annotation, molecular function: transmembrane transporter activity. Gene Ontology annotation, cellular component: membrane.
CCGUCAUUCUUCAGGUUCUCACGUUGAUAUUAAAUCGAUUUACCGAGGAACACGAGGAUGUUUUCGUCUUGGAAAAUCUGUUGUGGGAGAGUGCGGCAACGAUGGGUAUUUGCGGUGAUGGGAUGUUUGGCGAUAACAGUGUCAUACGCGACGCGAAUUUGCUUAUCACUUGCCAUUACGCAGAUGGUGACAACCGCCGAAUCGUCUUCAAACAGCACUACAGACGGAGAAACUUGUUCGGGGACUCUUUCAGCUUCGUCGAGUAGCGCUGGCAGCGAAACGUACGACUGGGAUGAAUACACUCAGGGAAUCAUUCUAUCGAGUUUCUACUGGGGUUACAUAGUAUCCCAAGUACCAGGAGGCGUUAUGGCGGAUAAAUUCGGAGGAAAGUACACCCUGAGUGCAUCAAUCCUGUCAUCGACGACAUUUACCCUGCUGACACCAUUGGUAGUGAAUAAAUUCGACUCGACGGGAUUAAUAGUGCUCAGAAUCUUGAUGGGACUUGGUGAAGGAACGACAUUCCCAGCGUUGAACGUGCUCAUAGCGGAAUGGGCGCCGCCGCAUGAAAGGUCGAAGAUCGGGACGAUGGUGAUGACGGGAACACAGGUCGGAUCGGUCGUGGGAAACGCUUUGUCCGGAAUCUUGCUCGAAUACUCGCCGAUCGGGUGGCCGCUGGUCUUCUACUUCUUCGGUAGUCUCAGUGCCUUGUGGCUGGUGACCUGGAUUCUCUUCUUCCACAGCAACCCGGACAUCCAUCCGUACAUCAGUGAGACCGAGAAGAAGUACAUCCAGGACAAGAUAAGCGAGAACACGAGGAAGCACACUCAGCCAAUCCCCUGGCGCCACAUGGCGACCUCUUUCCCGCUCUGGGGUCUUCUCAUCGGCAAGUUCGGACACGACUGGGGCUACUACACUAUGGCAAACGAUCUCCCAAAGUACAUGAACAACGUCCUCAAGUUCUCCAUAACCUCGAACGGCCUCCUCACCGCUCUACCCUACCUGGCGAUGUGGAUCCUGAGCAACAUAUCCUCAGUCCCUGCCGACUGGCUGAUAAAAAGCGGUAAGAUGACGACCACCCACGUCCGCAAGGUCUUCACUACCUUUGGCUCUGUCGGACCAGCGAUCUUCCUCGUAGCAGCGUCCUACGGCGGAUGCAACCGCGUCCUCGUCGUUAUUCUCUUCAUUAUUGGCGUCGGUUCGAUGGGACCGUACUACCCUGGAUUAAUGGUUAACGGUGUCGACCUCAGUCCCAACUACUCGGGCACGUUGAUGGCUUUCAUGAUCUCCACUGGCUCCCUCGCUGGAAUAGUGACGCCCUACGUGGUCGGAGUGCUAACUCCUAAUCAGACCGUGACUGAGUGGAGAUUAGUGUUCUGGAUCACCUUCGCUGUGUUCAUGGUGACGAAUGUUGGCGUUUUGUUUUGGCAAAAGGGCGAGAUUCAGUACUGGAACGACCUGGAAAGCCGGAAGAACGAACCCAAGGAUGUUGAGAGCGAAGGAACGGCCGUCAAGAACGUGGAAAACUUUAGUACUAAGGCUGUCACGUAGAAACAGUUGUAACCAAGAAGAACUUGCUCUUCCAUACUUGUCUCGUCGUCAUUACAGUCAAUGAGCGUCA